Molecule: messenger RNA, 1611 nt
Organism: Hibiscus syriacus
Lineage: Eukaryota; Viridiplantae; Streptophyta; Magnoliopsida; Malvales; Malvaceae
Exons: 4
Coding region: 40-1386 (448 amino acids)
Source: RefSeq, a predicted model, not a curated record
UCUUUCCAAACACGCUCUCUUUGAUUCGAAGUUAAUCCAAUGCCUGACCUAAAGCCUUCUCUAGUCUCUUGCAUUCUGACCAUGAAAUCAAACAAGGAUGAAGCUGAUGGAGAACACCGUGUAGAUGGUAAGGAUCAUGGAGCGUCUCGGGAUGUCGGUUCCAGUCAAAUAAAAGAUCAUCAUAAUAAUAGUAAUGGUGAUGCUGACGUUGAUGGUAUGGGUGAUGGAAAUGUUAAUGGUGACUUCCAUGUAGAUAUCGACGACCCAGCGGAUGGUGAUGAGGAGGAGAUGGUGGAUAGAUGUGCAAGAGGUAACCCUACUGGAGACUGCACUGUUGUUAAUUGGUUAGAAGGAGAGUGUUGUUUUGACUGCAAUAGCACAAGUGGCCAGGUAUUGGUCUGCAGCGAAAAUGGCUGCCCAGUUGCUUUCCACGAGGCAUGCAUGACCUGGACACCCAAAUUUGAUGAAAUGGGUAAAUUCUACUGCCCUUAUUGUUUUUACAAGCAAGAAGUGGCCAGGCUCAAAGGAUUGAGACAAAACGUUAUGUUGGUAGAGAAGGACCUAUCCGACUUUAUAUGUUUAAGAAGGGAUGGUGGAAAUGAAGAGGAGGGAGGUGAAACGGUGAGCUCUGCUGAUUUUGGAAAUGGGCUAAAUGAUGAUGGUAAAGAGGCUAUAUACCAUAAUCAGGAUGCAACACAGGGUUUAUCAACAAUGACACAGAAAGUGAGUUCUGCUUAUUUUGGAAAUGGGCUAAAUGAUGAUGAUAAAGUGACCACUCCUAAUAGUCAAGAUGAAAUACAGGGUGUUGAGUUGAUGAGAAAAGAAAAAUCUUAUGAGGGAAACAUCUCUACAACUCAGGGGUCUGACAAAGUUGGGAAUGGAGAAAGGGUGCAGGAGGAUUUAGAAAUCCCCAAUAGUGAAGAUGAUGAAACUGAUGAGGGAGAGCCAGCGCUCCCUAAUACAGUUGGAACUACCUCCCACAGGCGUCAAAAGCAUGAAAAACAAACAUCUAACAAGGAAUCACCUCUCAAAGAUGUUUCACUGGAUAGUUCAUCAUUUCAACCAAGUACCAGUGCAAAUAAUAUGGAUUUGAACCAAGAGGGAGACACUGUAACAGCAAGAACCCCUGCAAAAUGGCGAGAAUCAACCAAGCGACGCUUGAUGCCCACAGUGGGCACUGAAAAGCGUAGGAGACUACACUGGACAGCUGAAGAGGAAGAUAUGCUGCAGGAGUUAAUCCAUGACUAUUCAACUAAAGCAAACAAAAACAUCCCCUGGAGGAAAAUUUUGGAACACGGUCGAUCUGUUUUCCACUCAACUCGUCUCCCAGUUGACCUUAAGGAUAAAUGGAAGAAUAUGGUGGCUAAAGAGAUCUCUAAAGGGUAAAUAGGGUAGUGAUUAAAACUGGAAGAGUAAGGUAAUGUUUUUAUGUUGUUAAUGUCCGUCUGUCAUGAUGGAAUUCUCUAACAAAGUAGGUAGGUCAUAUGUCUUACAAGUGGGUAGGUGUUGCUCAUCGUCUGAUAAAUGACCAAUUUAAGUUGGUGUUCUGCAAAAUGCUUGGAUGUUUUUAGAUGAUUUUACAAACUAGAAUGGGGUUUUCUUCUUUUUGUU